Penicillium waksmanii is the source of this 429-nucleotide messenger RNA. RefSeq lists its product as uncharacterized. The coding region runs from base 1 to 429 and encodes 142 amino acids. Lineage: Eukaryota; Fungi; Ascomycota; Eurotiomycetes; Eurotiales; Aspergillaceae. The transcript has 2 exons. The record is from RefSeq and is a predicted model, not a curated record.
AUGAUCGUCGACGAUGCUCAGAUAUCUGGUUACGAGACAAUUAUUUUCGUGUACCGCAGCUAUAACAUUCGUAAGAGGGUCAUUUCGUGGGAUGGUAGGUCGCGGGUCGUGGGUCGUCUCGGCUCGUUCACAGCCUGGGGUGCUUUGUACGUUCGAAGGUUGGGGGUCUAUGGAGGCAAUUGUGACUCAGAGGAUGUCAAGAUGAAGAAAUUCAGCGGCCGAGGACCAGGGGGACUCACACUUCCAGCAAACAAGCGACCAUCUGCAACCGUCGGGUGGCCUGGUAGUCCAGGAUUGAACCUCAAUAUGAUUGGAAGGGCGAAAAAGCCAGCGCCACGCAAGUCUAGUGCCCAUCAAGAUGAGACUAGCCCGAAAUCCGGUCAGCGUAAGAUUCGCUGUCAAAAACCGGAAACGCUAUGCGGAACGUGA